Molecule: messenger RNA, 1394 nt
Organism: Spinacia oleracea (spinach)
Lineage: Eukaryota; Viridiplantae; Streptophyta; Magnoliopsida; Caryophyllales; Amaranthaceae
Product: GDSL esterase/lipase At3g26430-like
Exons: 5
Coding region: 107-1276 (389 amino acids)
Molecular function (GO): hydrolase activity, acting on ester bonds
Source: RefSeq, a predicted model, not a curated record
UCACAACUCCUCAACCAAAAAUAAAAGGUGUAAGAAUAAAAACUCAAUACCCAAAAAGUUAAUCCAUAAUGUCUUGAAUCUUGAUCCCUCAAACACAAAGAGUGCAAUGAGUUUUGGCAUAAUUAAUGUCAUUAUUUUUGUGUUUUUGGUAGCAUCCAAUAAUUUAGGGGUGUCAUUAGCGUUACCUGCCGGAAAAACUAACCACCAUGUAAGGCAUUGUGUAUGGAAUUAUCCGGCCAUUUUUAACUUUGGUGAUUCCAACUCCGACACCGGCGGCAUUGCGGCGUUGUACGGACCGGUGCCUCCUCCAAAUGGCGAAACCUUCUUUGGUGGUUCGGCUGGCCGUUUAUGCGAUGGUCGUCUCUUUAUCGAUUUCUUAGCUGAAAGUUUGGGAUUACCAUUUUUGAGUCCAUACCUAGACUCAGUAGGCUCGAAUUUUAGCCAUGGAGCCAAUUUUGCGACAGCAGGUUCGACAAUCAGACCUCAAAACAACACAUAUUUGGACAUCCAAUUUGCCGAAUACUCCAACUUUUACCAAAAGUCCCAAAUAUUCAGUAAACAAGGAGGAGUUUUUGCGGGAUUGUUACCUAAAGAAGAGUACUUCAGUCGUGCUUUAUAUACGUUUGAUAUUGGCCAAAAUGACAUCACUACUGGCUAUAGACUAAACUUGACCUCUGAGGACAUCAAGGCCUACAUCCCCGGUGUUAUUGAUCAAUUCACCGAAGUCGUAAAGGGUGUGUAUGGAAAAGGAGGACGGGUAUUUUGGAUCCACAACACAGGCCCAUUGGGCUGCCUAGCAUAUAUGCUAGAACGCCUUCAACCUGCACCGGCCCAAAUUGAUAAACUUGGAUGUGCAAGCCCAUUAAAUGAGGUUUCCCAAUACUAUAACAGUAAGCUUAAAGAGGCUGUGGUUCAGCUAAGGAAGGAUAUGCCUUUGGCUACAAUCACAUUUGUUGAUAUGUACUCUCUUAAACUCAACCUCAUCUCCGAAGCCAAAAAUUUUGGAUUUGAGGAACCUCUAGUAGCUUGUUGUGGCAAUGGAGGAAAAUACAACUUCAACAGCACAACGAAGUGUGGAAACACAGACACUGUGAAUGGCAAAGAGAUUUUGAUUGCAAAAUCAUGCCCUAAUCCAUUGAAACGGGUAAUUUGGGAUGGAAUUCAUUACAGUGAGGCAGCUAAUAAGUGGAUAUUUGAUCAAAUAAGCAAAAAUCCCUCAUAUUUAGACCCACCAAUCUCUUUGAGUAGGGUUUGUCGACAGAGGCGGAACCAUUAACCACAUUGUCUACCCUCUUUAAAACAAAUUUAUUGUAUACUACCUCGUGACCUGAGUUUAAAAUCUUUUCUGAACACUUUAAUUUUGAUUUGAUUAUUUUAUUUCCCAUUCUUUUUAA